AAUCUCUCAAAUCUCUUACCACAUAGCCAGAAGUCAUAACAUCAAGUCAUUUCGAACAACAGUUAUGUGUCACGUGGUUAACUUAACAAUAGAGGUAUGCUAUAAUAUUGCGAUGUGUGAUAAAUAAAUAAAGACUUUUUUGUUGCAAUUUAUGUUCUGGAUGAUUGGUUCGACUUUCUUUCAAUACAUUGUAGCGAUUUGUACUUUUUUGUCCACAAAUUUUCUGUUGAAGUUCUGGAAAUAUCAGUGUGUUAUAUAGUGUACUUUUAUUUUAUAAAAUGAAUACGAGGAUGCGCAUCAGUUAUAUUUGCUUUGUUGCUGUUAUCCUAGCAUCAUCAUGGUUGGGAUGUACAGGUGAUGAACUGGUAUCUUCAACCCUCUAUAAGGAUCUGUUUGAAAAUUACAAUACGGAGUUAUUACCGGUAUGCAAAAAUGGGCCAAGUCAUGUGAACGUCAGUUUAAAUAUAGCUCUUAGACAAAUUCUUAUUUUGAAUGAGAAGGAACAGAUAAUGACGUCAAACAUUUGGGUUCGGAUGGGUUGGACAGACUGUCAAUUAAAAUGGAACAGUUCACACUACGGAUUUAUUGACACCCUUCGUGUCCCUUAUUCAGCCAUUUGGGUGCCCGACUUAGCUCUUUAUGAUAGUUCUGCUGAAGAGGUCAUGUUACCGGGAUUAAUUGAAUACCGGGGCAAAACUAAGCAGCAGUGGUACUGUCUACUAUGGCUUUCCAACGAUGUGUUACACAGCGUCUGUCGGGUGAGGGUCACAUAUUUCCCGUUCGACACCCACAAGAAUGUGGUUUGA
This is a messenger RNA of Ruditapes philippinarum (Manila clam), 806 nucleotides long. Its product is annotated as neuronal acetylcholine receptor subunit alpha-10-like. Gene Ontology annotation, cellular component: synapse; neuron projection; postsynaptic membrane. Gene Ontology annotation, biological process: chemical synaptic transmission; regulation of membrane potential; monoatomic ion transmembrane transport. Gene Ontology annotation, molecular function: transmembrane signaling receptor activity; acetylcholine-gated monoatomic cation-selective channel activity. NCBI's taxonomy places the organism in Eukaryota, Metazoa, Mollusca, Bivalvia, Venerida, Veneridae. The record is from RefSeq and is a predicted model, not a curated record. The transcript has 5 exons. The coding region runs from base 279 to 806 and encodes 175 amino acids.